UUGGUCGACCCCCCUAUGCCGUUCAGGGGUUUAUUACAGUGUAUAAAAGCGAGCAGUGGCAGAUUUCGGUGGCUUCUGCGAAGCCCACAGUUCACUAAAAUCAUUGUCGUUUUGCAGUGGAAUUGGUCAACUGUUUAAGCAUAAUGGCUACUGCCAGUUCCACGAGUAAGUUAUAUAAAAUGGUGGUAGAAGAUGUUAUAAAUAAUGUUAAAGAAGCUUUUUUAGAUGAAGGAGUAGAUGAGCAAGUUUUGCAAGAAUUAAAACAGCUAUGGGAAUCAAAAUUAACAGCAUCAAAAGCUCUAGAGCCAGCACAAAAUGAAUCUGAAUUAAUGUUAGCUGGCGGUACACCACAACUAGUCUUUCAAAAUCAACAACAGGUAUUGACACAAGGACAAGUUCAACAGACUUUCUCUGGUUUACCUGUACAAAUAAAUAGAUCGGGUCCAGAACUAUCAGGUGCAGCAGCGACGGCAACAAUGGCUUUACCCCGUGGCAUAUUUCAACAGCAGAUGGCAGCAUUAAAUGCAGGCUCCAUCAAUGGGCCUGCUAUCACUUUAGCCAAUGGUCAGUUAAUAGCUGUUCCUCAAUUGACCCAACAACAGCGAGGUCAAGCACCAGGUACUACUAUUACCAUUCCACAUAUACCAGGUCAGUUACCACAAGGUAUUACCAUGCAACAGAUACGACAAACUACAGCUAUUAGAACAGUUAAUCCAAAUAUGGUUCAACCACAACAGUUGCAUGGCAUGCGUACAGUAUCAUCAAAUCAAACUAGUCAAAACGAAAGAAUGGCUCAUCCCCACCAAAACCCUCAUGUAUCCCAACAUCAUAUAUCUGAACAUGGUCAAAAUCCAUCCAUGUCUCAAACUCAGCAUCAACACCCUCCUCCUUCUCACCAUCAACAACAUCCUCCUCCCUCUCAACACCCUCAACAUCCCCCUCCACUCGUACAUCAGCACGCUCCCCCAACUCAUCAAUAUCGACCUCCUCAUACACAACAUCAACCCCUUCCACAUUCGAUGAACCACUCAUAUCCUCAUCAUCAACCCCAUCCAUCCCAGCAACAUGUUAUGCCACCCUUGCAACAUGUGCCCCAUGCUCAACAUGCACAUCUUCAGCCAAAUACUUCCGUAUCACAACAAAUGUAUGGCAUGCAACCUCGCCCUCGUAACACUAAUCCUGUCAUACAGCUAGAUGGUACAGGUGACACAAGUUCAUCUGAUGAUGAUGACUUUGAUAAUGAUGAUGAUGAUGAUAACGAGAAUGAAAAUGAAAAUGAUGAAGAAGCACAGGGAGAAGAAGAAGAACCACUGAAUUCAGCUGAUGAUAUUAGUGAAGAAGAUCCAAAUGAAUUAUUUGAUACAGACAAUGUUGUAGUUUGUCAGUAUGACAAGAUCAAUAGAAAUAAAAAUAAAUGGAAAUUUCAUUUAAAAGAUGGUAUUAUGAAUCUCAAGGGUAAAGAUUAUGUUUUUCAAAAAGCAAGUGGAGAAGCAGAAUGGUAGUCUUCGCUUUAUUUUUAUUUAUUUAAAUAUGUUUGUAUUUUUGACAUUUGUACAUGAUGUAUUUGAUACACCUAUUCCUUUUAUUUAUCAAAAUAAGUGUUUAAGUGAUAUUGAGUCGAAAUUUCUUUUCAUCAAUCAGCCUUUUAUCAAACUAAAUGUUGAAGAUGUAUAUUGAAUUAGAAAUGGUAACUGUUUGAGCUCCAUUUCUUUCAGUGUUCUUGAAUAAUGACCAUUGCUUCUCUUGACAAUGUUACUUACUCUAAAUACACAUUAUUUUGGUUGCCAACUAAUUUGAGUUUUUGGUUCGUGAAAUGCGGGAUACAGUAAGUUUGAAAAUGACCAAAUGAAUGAAUUAUUGUUCAGGCGCUAGCUAGUGAUCUAAGAAAAUCAAGAUGGUGUCGUUUUAUUGGAUUAAACAUAAUAUUUGGACAAAUAUAUGCUUUUUGUUAAGUGAUUAAGACUUUUUAUUGUGUAUGGUCUGAGUGAAUGACUAUAUUUGCUGUUUAGUCUGGAAUAUUGUGCCUUUAAAUGAGUGAUUUCUCAUUAAUUAAGAGGUUUUUUUCAAUAGGUAUUUUUAGGCUCAUGCAGUAUAGAUCAUAUCAUGAUUUUGGUAAAAAGAAUUGAUAAAUAAAAAGAAUAUGAAGUACACUAAAUAUUAUGGCAAAGAUAGAAAUAUUUUGUUGUUUGAUUAUGUUUUUACCAAAAAAUAUCAUUUUCACUUUGAGUUGAUUGAUUUGCUUUUGAUAAUGGGAUGUUAUAUUUUAUAAAUAGGAAGAUGUAUACUUCGAUCCUUGAUUCCUGUAAAUAUGUAAAUAUUACUUAUAUCCCGAAAACAGGAUAAAAUAUUCAUGAUGCCAGCAUACUUCAUACAGUCCAUGUUUAUAUGUAUAAUAUAGUAGGUUUAAGAUAUGACAUCAGUGUGGAUGUAUUGUAAUGACAUUAGUAUUUAUCAGGAAAUACUAGCAUUAUUAUUAUUCUAGAAAGUGGUGCAUUUAUAUUUUUUUACCUUUAGAUAAAGCUUGUAGUGUUUAUGUAUUUAGAAUAUAGAUGGUGUAAGAAUAUUGAUAAAUUAGUAUAAAUUUGAUAUUGACUAUAAAUUAAGUUUCUGUAAUUCAGAAAUUGAACUGUAUAAGAGUUUUUUAGAAUCACAUGAUGAGUUUACAUUAUACUACCUGGCAUUUAAAUUAAACCACUUGAGAACUUACUUUGUAACACUUAUUAUAGUCAAAUUUAAUUUUUUUAUGUCUGUGUGCGUGGGUGGGUGUGUGUGUGUGGGGGGGGGGGUGAAGUUUAAACUUGUUAGAUAAACUCUUUGAAAGGGGUGAAAUUAAAUUCAUUAGAUGUGUAUGCAAGAUAUUUUCUAGUUUUAGAGACUGUGUGUGAAUAUAUUUUUGGGGUCUGCAAAAUCUGUGGCGAAAAAAGGUCUGUGUGAAAUACAAUUAAGUAUAAAAUUGUUGCUAUUCGGAUACUGAAUUUGACAAGUCACAUUUGUGACAAGCUGCCUAGCUUGUUAAGCCCACAUUCAGUUCUGUCUUCAGACUAAUUUUACAUCAGACGUGGAUACAGAGGUGGUGCCAGAAUGCUUUCCUCUCUUUUCUAUAGUCAAAUUCCUUUUUUUUAUUUUAUGGUAUGGUUGUUGGGAGGGAGGAGGGAGUUGUUGGGACACAGCCAAGUGGCAAUAUAUUAAAUAAGACACAAUGAGCAUAUCCUUUAUUGUAUAAAAACAUGGAAAGUAUAGUUGUAUUUGAACAAGCUUCAAAGCACUAGAAUAUGCCGAUUGUCUUUCGUUUCUUACAUCUCUUUAUAGAAAAUUUGUAAAAUGUGAAAAAAUGUUAGGAUACACUGAAUUAGAUAUAUCUCUUUACUUUAAGUAGUAUAAAAUUCAUUAUAAAUGAAUACAAAAUUAUUAUUUUCUAGGUAUAGACAUAAUUAUAAACCUUGUGAGUAGUAGUUUGUAAAUAUUUUUAUCAGUGUUCAUAUCAUAUUUAUGUUCAGAUCCAUUGAAUACAGAACCUAAUUAAAUAAAGUGUAAUUAAUAAUAUUAUAACUAAUAUAAUAAAGUGUAAUGAUCAUAAUUUGUCAAAAUACAUUUCAUUGUCUUAUUUAUCAUUUAAUAUUAAUGUAUAAUUCAGCGAAAAGUUAGUCAUCAAAACUACCCAGAAAAUGUGUCACACUGGUUGUUAGAUGAAUUUGAAGUUGUCUCUAAAGUUUCUAAGCAAAUGAGUCAAAUGGCAGUAUUUAGAAUAGCAGAUUGUUUUGUGUGUGCAUUAGCCUAAACGUUUAUAUGACUGAAGUUUUCAUUUAAUAUUUCUCUCAGUCCAAACAAAGCCAAAGUAAGAUAGGUGGAAUAAUACUAGGUGUAGUUUAUAGGGUAGGUUUGUGUUUUGGGACAAUUUAUCAAAUUUAGUAAUGAGAAAGAUACAUAAUUAACAUAAAGCAUAGUUUUCUAUUGUCUUCAUUUUCUUUGUAAAUAAAUAUCAAGAUUUUUUGUUUUGUUUUGAUUUAUUAUUCUAACCUAAGUUAACAAAUAUUUGGUUUUGGCUAUAUCCCAGAAAAAUGUAUAGAGUUACUAUAUUUUGUUUAAUUAACUAAUUAAAAUUUGAUUUUUUUUUGUAUAAUUUAUGUGUACAUAAUUGUAUAUUCCUUUAAUGAAAGGAACAAGUGAUAAUUUAUUGGCAAUAUUAUGUUAAUUAUGACCUCAUAAUUGAAAUUGUGUUAAAAUGGUUAGGUUGUGUGUGUAAGUUUAUAUCAUGAACUUAAUAGAAAUAAGGAUGGGAAAAUUUAACUUAAUUGUUUGUAAUUAACAUAUAUAAAGAUACAGUAAUUACUAGUCCAAUGCCAUUGUUUGAUCAAUAAAAUAUUACAGCCAAA
Molecule: messenger RNA, 4373 nt
Organism: Patella vulgata (common limpet)
Lineage: Eukaryota; Metazoa; Mollusca; Gastropoda; Patellidae
Product: transcription initiation factor IIA subunit 1
Exons: 11
Coding region: 144-1502 (452 amino acids)
Biological process (GO): transcription initiation at RNA polymerase II promoter; transcription by RNA polymerase II
Cellular component (GO): transcription factor TFIIA complex
Source: RefSeq, a predicted model, not a curated record